Messenger RNA from Soboliphyme baturini, 1656 nucleotides. Lineage: Eukaryota; Metazoa; Nematoda; Enoplea; Dioctophymatida; Soboliphymatidae. The record is from the annotation of a GenBank genome assembly.
UUGACCAUUCGUUCGCAACAAAAGCUGAAUUGUACAAUGUUGAAUCGUUUUCAUGGUUUGGUGGCUUUGGCACUGCUGGACGUAAUUCUGGCAUUAUGUUCCAAGUGCAACGACUCUCCGAACACGGAGCCGGGUCGCGAACUCAUGGUUCAUCUGUUCGAGUGGAAGUGGAAGGACAUCACGUACGAGUGCGAGAACUUCCUGCACAAGUACGGCUAUGGCGCGGUGCAGAUUUCACCUCCAAAUGAACAUAUCCCAGUCUCCUACAAACUCCACAGCCGUAGUGGCACCGAGCAGGAACUGGUAGACAUGGUAGAGCGCUGCAACAAGGUUGGCAUUAGAAUCGUUUCUGAUACGGUUAUAAACCAUAUGACUGGUGCAGGUUCCGAGGGACAUGGCUCGGGUGGUUCGUACUUCAACGCAAAACUUGGUGUCGAGUCGUUUCCCGGUGUUCCUUAUAACUCCUCUGAUUUCAACGACAAAUUCUGUAAUCACGACAUUAACAAUUACAACGAUCCUUGGGAAGUAAGAGAAUGCCGUUUGGUAUCGCUGUUGGAUUUGGACCAGCGCUUGCCAUACGGCCACGAGGCGAUCAGUGGUUCUGAAUAUACAGGCCUUGGACGAAUAACCAACUUCCGGUAUGGUCUGGACUUGGCGUCAGCUAUAAGGCGUUCGAAGAACUUCGUCUUCUUCAACAGUUUCGGUGUGGGAUGGGGUUACUGGCCAAGCCACGACGUUGUCGACCAAGACAUGUACCGCAUGGCAAUACAUUUCAUGUUGGCGUGGAAUUAUGGCUAUCCGAGGGUCAUGUCCAGUUACUUCUUUGACUACUCUGACCAAGGCCCACCCAGCACGGGAAAGCCCAGCUUUAAUAUCACGGGUCCUAAGUUUAAUUCUGAUGGUUCAUGUAACAAAGAUAGUGGGUGGGUAUGCGAGCAUAGGUGGCCCUCGAUUCGGCGCAUGAGCGUCUUCCAUCAAGUUACGAGUGACCAGCCUACGCUAGACAUUGUCACAGAAAACAAUCGAAUCGCCUUCAGACUUGCCAUUCACGAAAAAUCCCGGGUGACCAAGUCCAAAUCCCCUAAUUUCCAAAGAACCGCGAUCUUGAUUCAUAAGAAGUCAGUCGUCGGACAAAACAUGUUCAUUCGAGGUGGUAUCGAUCAUAACCGAAUACCAGGCUGCCGUGACCAUGUCAUUGAUGAUCCUUGUUCGAUUCCCAUUAAGUUAACGACUAAUGUAACAUCCGAGUUCACAUCUUAUAUUGAAUGGAGCAAGGGAAACAACUACCUUAAUUGGUAUGGACCAGAGAAUGGACAAGGAACAUACAAUAAUCUGAAGGCUCAAGGCACUCCUCUAGUUUGGUCGACGAAUGACAAAAAGGCCACUGGCUAUCAGCCAUUGAACAAAUACGGUUCACAUUAUUGGUUGGUGGAAAUGCAGAUGGAUUGCUCAAAGACACUCGACGGUUGGUUUGAAGUGAAAAACGUGCUGGACAGCAACGGAAUUGUUUACUGGGAGAAUAAUGUGUACGAGACGGAUUGUACUGGCACUGCCGGAGGCAAACCACCUUACACAAGCAUCAACCACCUUGCUCGCUGCGGAUAUGUUAACGUUUUCUCGGAUGGCUCCAACGAGUGCAGAGUGGACUUCUUUUAA